Messenger RNA from Daphnia carinata, 1423 nucleotides. RefSeq names its product PCI domain-containing protein 2-like (gene PCID2). The transcript is spliced from 9 exons. Lineage: Eukaryota; Metazoa; Arthropoda; Branchiopoda; Diplostraca; Daphniidae. Gene Ontology annotation, biological process: transcription elongation by RNA polymerase II; post-transcriptional tethering of RNA polymerase II gene DNA at nuclear periphery; poly(A)+ mRNA export from nucleus. Gene Ontology annotation, molecular function: double-stranded DNA binding; RNA binding. The coding region runs from base 123 to 1322 and encodes 399 amino acids. Gene Ontology annotation, cellular component: transcription export complex 2. The record is from RefSeq and is a predicted model, not a curated record.
UCGCGUUUCGCGAUAAAAGUUUUUCCCUAAAGUUUCGAUUUUAAUUUUUUUGUAGCGUUUUCUUGCAACAAAUGUCUGAUAUCUAAGGGUUGGAAAGAAAUAAAAAAAUAAAGCGUUCUAAAAUGGCUACCAUGAAUAUAAAUCAGUAUUUACGCGAGAUACAAUCCUCGUGGGAAUCUAGAAGUGGAACAGAAGUUUCGGAACUUCUGUCAUUCAAUCACCCUCAUGUCAUGAGCGCAAAACUUACAGCUGAAGGAUUUGAGAAGUCUGUUGAACGACUUGUAGAAUCCCCCCUCGAUGAGCUUGUUAUUCUGCACCUCAGGUGUUUAAACUGUGUUAAUCAGCAAAAAUACUUAGAAGCGUAUUCAGAACAAAGUGCUCUGGUACAGGCUUUUACAAAGCUGUUCCAAACACAGAAAGAAGACAAUUGGGCACUGUUUAUAAUGUAUGCAAUAAGUUUAGAUUUACGUAUGUUUGCCAUCAAAGCAGACAAAGAGUUGACUAAAAAAGGGGCAGAUAAACCCGGACAGACACUUGAAAAAGCUGCGGAAUGUCUUAUGGGACUUUUUAGAGUGUGUGCUGCAGAUAAUCGUUCUUCUGAUGAAGACACGAAGCGCUGGGGAAUGCUGUAUUUAGUCAACCAAUUGUUUAAAAUCUACUUCAGAAUAAACAAAUUGCAUCUAUGCAAGGCACUUAUCCGAGCAAUUGAUGCAUCUCAGUUCAAGGACCACUUUUCGCUUAGCCAACAAGUCACUUAUCGAUAUUACGUUGGAAGGAAGGCCAUAUUUGAAAGUGAUUUCAAAAGCGCUGAAAAAUUCUUAACCUACGCGUUUGAGCGGUGCCAUAAGGAAUGCCGCAAUAACAAACGAUUAAUUUUAAUCUACCUUAUUCCCGUCAAAAUGCUGUUGGGGCACCUUCCAACACCCCAUUUACUGAGGAAGUAUGACCUCCUUCAGUUCAGUGAAGUAGUUCAGUCUGUGAGAGAGGGAAAUCUCCGGAGACUUAACGAUGCGCUUCUUCAACAUGACGCAUUCUUUAUCCGCUGUGGUGUAUAUCUAAUUCUUGAAAAAUUAAAGGUCACAACCUACAGAAACUUAUUCAAAAAAGUAACGUUGCUGAUGAAAACUCAUCAGAUCCCAAUUGAAGCCUAUUUGGAGGCUUUAAGGUUCAUGGGAGUAGAAGACAUCGACUUGGACGAGACACAAUGCAUCAUCGCGAACCUCAUCUUUGAGAACAAAAUUAAGGGAUAUAUUUCCAAUAGCCAUAACAAGUUGGUAAUCAGCAAGCAGAAUCCUUUUCCACCAUUGGCUGCAAUAAUGUGAGGCUGAUCUCUUGGGAGGUACCCUUCUCCGCCUGUGUACCGAAUCGCCUGUUUUUGGGAAUUCCCAAAACAAAAACAAAAAAAUACAUUUCAUAUUAAGUG